Molecule: messenger RNA, 5161 nt
Organism: Engraulis encrasicolus (European anchovy)
Lineage: Eukaryota; Metazoa; Chordata; Actinopteri; Clupeiformes; Engraulidae
Gene: rbm6
Product: RNA binding motif protein 6
Exons: 24
Coding region: 104-4591 (1495 amino acids)
Biological process (GO): mRNA splicing, via spliceosome
Cellular component (GO): nucleus
Molecular function (GO): RNA binding
Source: RefSeq, a predicted model, not a curated record
UUUUCAUUUCCCGACCUCGAAGUCGUCUGAAAUCGAGCCGAGUGCUGAUUUGAAGUCUAGUAGUCACGGGUGUGAGUGAGCUCACCGCCAGAGGGACGUCAGGAUGUGGAAUGGCCCACGGCAAGGCCCAGGCCCAAGGGGAGGCGGCCCACCUUUUGGUGGAAAUCCAAGGGGGGACAUGUUCGAGGGCAGAGAUGGACCCAUGCCUGACUUCAGAGGCAGAGAUGGGAGCAUGAAUAUGAACAUGAAUAUGAAUAUGAACAUGGGUAACAGGCCGGGUCAGGAUCGUCCCCCGAUAGACAUGAGACGUUUUGACGGCCCUGGCCCAGGGCCAGGCCCUCAAGACAUGAGGGGAGGCCCUAACAUGGACCGCAACAUGGACAUGCGUGGCGGUGGUGGUGGUGGUGGCCGCGGCGGCGGUGGUGGUGGUGGUGGUGGGAGGGAUGGCCAAAGGGAGCCCUUCAGACAGGGAGAGGAGCCGGACAUGAGCCUCAGGAGACAGUACGAGAUGGAGAUCAGGAGCAAACUGCAGAAUUCCGGAAACUUCUCUGGUCCAGGCCGUCCCCAAAUGGACAUGGAUGGAAGAGAUAUGCAGGGAGGAAACAUGAGAGACGGGAGGUUCAUGGGCGACAUGAGGGAUAGGCCCAUGGACAGGCCCGGGUUCAACAACCCAAUGGACCAGAGGAGACCAGGUGAACCGAUGGGUAGAAAUGACAAUUUUAGAGAUAUGCGUGACAGGGACGGACCUCGAAUGGGCAUGGAUGACAACAAUGGUUUCAGAAUGGACAUGCCCCAGCCUGGCCGAGGGAUGAUGGACUUUGAUCGAAGAGGUGGGAUGUUUCAAAUGAGUAACAGGGGGAGGUUUGAGUCAGACAUGGAUAUGAGAAAUCGCAUGGGACCCUCUGGUGAAUUUAGAGACAGGGACCGAUCUCCCGGCAGAUUUGGAGAUAAAGACAGAAUGCCCAUGGAUACGAGAGGGAGGCAAGAUAAGUCUUCUGAACCAGACGGGUCGCAAUUCAGGCAUGGAGAUACUCUCAGAGAUCGAGAAUUCCCAGAGGAGUUGGAUGACGAAGCCGGACUCGGGGGCCGGUCUCUGUCAGAUGAAUGGCGAAAUAACAAUGCGGCAAAAGAAAGGGGUCCUUUCCCAGACAUGAUGAACAGGGGACCUCCUCCUUUUUCAUCAAGAGAAUCCCAAUCGGAUAGAUUUUUCCCCGGUCGAGGAGGUAGAGAUGGAAGAGGGGGGUCGUUUAUGGAUAGAGACAAAAGGCCUGGCGAAUUCCCAGAAAAAGACGGUCCACUAUUAAGUUUACCUAGACCAGACAGAGAUGGUAAAAGUUCUGAGGGUCUUCUAGGUAGAGCUCCGUCCAAAGUGGGCUCUGAGCAAACGAUACCGCCAAUAAAUCCUGCCUUGAUCGGCCCAAAUAAGGACCCUAAGCCCUGGUCAAGGGAACCGGAUGCUCCUCUAGACAGGAAUUUGCCAAGCGUAGGCAGGCCCCCAUUCAUUCAGGAUAAGAGCCAAAUGCCACCGGAGAAGCGGUUUCCUAAUGAUCCCACACCCUUUAAAGGACCGAAAGAUUUGCCUCCACCGUCAUCGGGAAGAGGCAUUCUGGGCCCUUGUCCAGAGGCGAUGCUAAAAAACAUCGCACCAGAACGCAGAGACCAGGACUACAGAGAUAUCGACUACAGAACUGGCUCUGGCCGACCCUACGACUACAAUGUCUCUGCCCUUCCCGGACCUGAUAAGGACAGAAAAGAACCCAGACAGACUCCACCUCAGAGAGGCAACAAUGCAGGAUCCAAGGAUCAGGAUUACAGGAGUGCGUCUGUAAAUGACAAGGUUUCCCACACACUCUGCAUCUCUGGAAUUCCCAAGACUGCUACAAUGGAGCAGAUUCUUGGUGCAUUUGCUGUCCGUGAUGGGGUUCCAAUGCAAGGCAUGAAGAUCAAGAAUGUUGUUCCAGGUUACAGCUUCGAUAUGGCCUAUGUGGAGUUUUUAAACCUCGAGGAUGCCGUAUACUUCAUGGAGUCGAACCAGGGCUCCUUGAAGGUUGGCGUUACAACGGUCCUGAUGAAAUAUGUCCUGCCUGACCCUCGAAGUGCAGAGAACAAGUCCCAGGAGCCGCCUCGGAAGCCACCAUUGAUCGCAGAAAAGCCGGAACUCCCAGGCCGUCCCCCGCUUCAACCAACACCUCCAAAGCCCACCAUCACCCCUGCCGCCCCUGUUAAGAGCGAGCCCCCACUCCAGUUCCAGCCGAAGCCCCAUCUUCAGCUUCCACCCCACCCGCUGCCUCCUCCUCCUCCUCCCCCUCCGUCUGAUCCGGGCCCCAAGGGGGCGUGGCAGCGUAACUCCGACCUGACGCCGGAGGCCUGGCAGCAGCAGGUGGACCAGCAGCAGGAGGCAGAGCAGAAGGCAGAGGCAUGGGCCAAUCGGAAUGCGUCACGCCAGCAUGGUGGCCCACGCGACGGCGACCCUGUCUUCAAAGAGAGCAAGACAAUGAUCAUCAAGAACCUGAAGAACACCACCACCGUGGAGAUGAUCCUGAAGGCGCUGGACCCCUUCGCCUACCUGGACGAGAGGAACGUUCGCCUGGUCCGCAGCAAACCGCACGGCGGCAACAAAUGCUUCUGCUUUGUAGACAUGGACUCUCAUGAGCAAGUCUCCCGUCUCGUGGACGUGUUGAGUAGAGCGCGACCCAUCAUGGUGGACGGAGUCCGGAUAUAUGCAGAGAUUGCCAAACCACUCAAGAACCAGAACAGUUACAACAAAAGAGAGUUUGACAAAGCUGGCAACUCUAUUCUGGGCUAUCCUCCGGAUAUGAUGGAGCAACAGCAACAGCAGCAGCAGCAACAGCACAUGCAUUCGCAGCAACAGUUUUAUCAAAACCAGAACCAGCCUCUCUACGGCCCUGGGGCUUCUGAUCAUGGACAUGGACUCCAAGGGGACAUGAGCUUAGCGGGAAGCAGAGACGGUGCACAGAUGGGUGCCAACACUAUGCUACAGCACGGUAUGGGCUACCCGGACGCCUCUGCUACAGACAUGUCUUACCAGGGUGCCAACAUGGCGGGUAGCGCUGCUAUGGUUGGUCCUGCCCCACAAGAACCCUCCGCUCAGCACGCAGACCCCUACAUCUAUGGCUCGGACACUCCGGAUCUGUCGGCCUACCUAUAUGAUGCUACGUCUGGCUUCUACUACGACCCGCAGACCACACUCUACUACGACCCAACAUCCAGGUACUUCUACAAUGCGGAGACACAGCAGUACCUCUACUGGGACCACGCCUCCAAGACUUACAUCCCCGUAACCGGCCCUAGCACGGAGGAUCACACCAUUAGCAGUAGCAGCAGCAACCCAAUGCCCCCCAUGCACACUGAUGUCACCAUCCCAGCUGCCACAAUCAUUAACUCUGCCCCUGACCCUGCUGCCCAACUCUCAGCUGUCCCCCUUGGACCUGCUCCUAUGGUCCAUGCUGCUCCGGUGGUCCAUGCUGCCCCUAUGGCUCAUGCUGCCCCUAUGGUCAAUACAGCCCCUGUCGUCACUGCCCCUUCUACUAUGUCCAUCAAUGCUACUAUGUCCAUCGCCACUGCCCCUUCUACUAUGUCCAUCAAUGCUGCUGUGGCUCCUGCUCCUCCACCUCCUCCUUCUCCCGUUGCGGCUGCUGCUCCUCCGGCUCCUGUGGCGGCUGUCGUCCCUGCCGCUCCUCAGCCCCCAGUAGAUGAGAGUGCCACAAAGGCUCUGGUGGAUGGGGCGGACAAGAGCGGGGACGCGGACGCUGCUAAGAAGGACAAAGAGGAGAAGCCGCGUAGCCUGGCUGCCUUUAAGAUCAUGAAAGACAUGGAGCGCUGGGCGAAGAUCCAGAAUCGUCAGAAGGACAGCGUGCGCUCGCCAUCUCCUGUUCUGAAAGUCGGCUCUGCUGAUGAGAGGUCCUCCAAAGCAGCCGAUGCGGCAUUCGCCAUCUUCCAAAAUAAGACCGGUGGAGAUGAUCUCUUCAAGAAGCCCCUAGCACCACCCAGCAAGAAGGAGUCUAAGCGCCCCAUGGGCUCUCUGGGCCUGCUGGCCAACGACUACGCUGCCACAGGAAGUGACGACGAGGAAGAGGUGGAGGACAAACACGAGCAGCCGUCGGGCUCUAGGGGCCCGGGGGACGAGGAGAGGGACAAGCUGACCGACUGGAAGAAGAUGGCCUGUCUGCUCUGCAGGAGGCAGUUCCCCACUAAAGACGCCCUCAUCCGCCAUCAGCAGCUCUCAGACCUGCACAAGCAAAACAUGGAGAUUCACCUAAAGAUCAAGAAGUCCAAGAAAGAGCUUGAAGCCCUGGAGAACCAGGAGAAAGAGAUUUCAAAAGAUAAUAUACAGCAACUGAAUGCCAGAGGUUCUACUGCCUCCCCGGAGACCAAGAGGAGGAAGUACCAGCACCAACAGAACUGGGCCGGUGGAUCCAGGGGAGGACACAAAGGCAGUGACAGACCUGGCCUGGGUUCAGAACCACCACCAGAGAGGAAGAAGAAGGAGCCUGGAGCAGCGUGGGACCACUCCACAUACAAGCAGGCGGUGCGCAAGGCCAUGUUCGCCCGCUUCAAGGAGCUCGACUGACCUGACCACUUGGCCAGCAGCAGAAUGAGUUGAGUUGUGAAUGAGUCAGGCUGAAACCAACCAAGAGGAACACAGAAAGGGGAGGGGGUUUCCCCCCCACAGAAGAAAAGCAGUGUGUUCACAGUGAAUCCAGACUGCUCCCCAAACAUCUCUUGUGACGGACUCUUAAAGAUACUGACUGUAUGUGUGUGUGUGCGCGAGAGAAUGUGUGUGUGUGCGCGCUAUAGAAUGUGUGUGUUCGAGAGAGAUUAUGUGUGUGCAUGAGAGAAUGUGUGCAUGUAUGCUUGAGGGUGCAUGGAGCUGGUAGUUGAAUCACCACCACUAGAAAAAAAACAAGCAUCCCCGUUUGUGCUCCUGGAUCUCCGUAUUUGGGACUUUUUUUCUUUUUUUAAGAAAUGAUUUUUUUAACGUUUUACUUAAUUUGGAAUUUGUACCCUAAGUUAACUUCAACUCCCUUUUUAACGUAUUGUAAUAAUGUGACCCAAAUGAGGCAUUGUCAAGUUCACUCCUUACUGUAUGUGAAACACAAUUAUUGUACAGUGACAAUAAAUGUCAAGAAUAUGUACUGAA